Molecule: messenger RNA, 1071 nt
Organism: Lasiosphaeria miniovina
Lineage: Eukaryota; Fungi; Ascomycota; Sordariomycetes; Sordariales; Lasiosphaeriaceae
Exons: 2
Coding region: 434-796 (120 amino acids)
Source: RefSeq, a predicted model, not a curated record
GGCGGGAAUAUUGAGGGCGAUCUUUCCUCGGAAAGGGCAGAUGGGUGGGACAGGAGGGGUGUGGCCCGUGCUCUACACGACCCUCAGCCUACCCAGACUUUCGAUGUGCGGGGAUUCGGCUGCAUGUGACGAUAGCUCCUGUCGUGCCUUUCUUCUUAUUAAGAUCAGCCCGAUUCCAUUACGAAAACAACAGAUCUGCGGAAACAAUAGAUCUGUGGAAACAACGAGAUGUGGAUGCCACAACUGAAAGACCUGAAUGCAAUUGAUAGAUGCAAGCCACAUCGAUAUCUGAGGUCUCGGAUCUGGUCCUCGACAGGAGAAGUUCGCCAAAUCCGAGUUCCAGCUUGGAGGUUACCUUCGAUCUAAUUUGCGCCGCAAAUGUCCCGGACAAACCUGCACUAGACUCUGGAGUCUUCUUGGCCGUUUGUCAGCAAUGACUUCCCCAACACCUAAGAAGAUAGGCUACCACGGGAUCUCCCGCACCUGGGCGGAAAGAGCAAAGGGCGGGAGAGCAUUAAUCGCGACCGCCAUUUAUACGUAUCGCUCCGGAUUGCGGGGGCGAAGGCGCCCAACACGUGAUUUAGCGUCUUGUUGCCGUUCAGCAAUUUCGUGCUCCUCCAGUCGCAACACUGAACACGGAAUUUUGAGUUGGGGUCUCAAAACCAUUCCAGCCUUGUUCUCAAGUUGUUGCUUGUGCUGUUGUCCUUGUUUGUCUUUUACGAUCUACGUUUUCCCUUGGCAAGCAGAGCGAGAGCGCAAAUAUCAAUUUUCCUCUUUUCAGGUCUCCACCCACUAGUGCAAUCCAUCCGUUAGCUUUUAGCCUGGAAACCCCCAAAAGCCGACAGGCCCACUCAGCCCGCUUUCAAUACGGUCUUGUUGACGGAUCCGAAUCAUCUGUUUCGAAUUGCGCAAGUUUGUCAACUCCCCUCCGAGGCCCUCCGAGAACCCCCGCGCAGGGACCUGGGGUCCGGUCAUGCCGAGCGACGUGGUUGAGAUUUUGGAGUCAGAGGAUUGGGCAGGCGGCGAGCACAUCUCACAGUGCCGCUCGGCGUGGAAAUCGGCCCUGAAAUG